Messenger RNA from Macadamia integrifolia, 2895 nucleotides. RefSeq names its product receptor protein kinase TMK1-like. Gene Ontology annotation, biological process: protein phosphorylation. Bases 46 to 2694 code for a protein of 882 amino acids. The transcript is spliced from 2 exons. NCBI's taxonomy places the organism in Eukaryota, Viridiplantae, Streptophyta, Magnoliopsida, Proteales, Proteaceae. Gene Ontology annotation, molecular function: protein binding; ATP binding; protein kinase activity. The record is from RefSeq and is a predicted model, not a curated record.
ACGACCCAACCAAAUCGUCUCAGCACAAGUCUCUCUAUAUUAUUUAUGGUUUUUUUUUCUUUAUCGUGUUGGCUUCUAAAGAUGAAGAAAAGCUAUCUUGAAUGUAGAGUUCUAGACCUUCUUAUUGUAGUUUUGAUCUCAGUGUUUGUUCCUGUGAAGUCCCAGGAAGACUCCGUAGAUGUCGCAGCGAUGAUGGCUUUGAAGCAGAGUUUGAACCCUCCGAAGUCCCUUAAAUGGACUGACCCAGAUCCUUGUCUGUGGUAUCAUGUGGGCUGCACGGCUUCAAGGAUAACCUGCAUUCAAAUUAGAAACCAAGGUCUCUCAGGUACUCUUCCUUCUGAACUUCAGAAGCUCACCGCCCUGCAACGAUUGGAUUUGAUGUAUAACAAUAUCUCUGGUCCUCUACCAAGCUUCAGUGGGUUUGGUUCCUUACAGAUUUUGCUUCUUACUAAUAACCAGUUCUCUUCCAUACCGGCGGAUUUCUUUACUGGCCUUUCAUCGCUUCAAGUUGCUGAGUUAGAUAAGAACCCCUUUUCAGCAUGGGAGAUUCCGGAUAGUCUUCAGGAUGCAACAGGCCUUGUAAAUUUCUCUGCAAAUUCAGCCAACGUUACAGGGAAGAUUCCUGAUUUCGUUGGGACAAAUGUCUUUCCGAGCUUGACGAACCUGCAUUUAGCUUUCAAUAACCUCGAAGGUGAGUUACCGGCAAGCUUCGAUGGGUCUACCAUGAAGUCUCUAUGGUUGCAUGGGCAGACAGCGAAGCUCAACGGAAGUAUUUGGGUUCUACAGAAUAUGACCUUCCUCACGGAGGUUUGGCUUCACUCAAAUGCUUUUACAGGGCCCUUGCCAGACGUUUCUGGGUUGAAAAACUUAAAGAGCUUCAGUGUCAAGGACAACCAGUUAACGGGUCCUGUUCCAGAUUCUUUGUUGUCUCUUCCAUUGAUGAAGAUUGUGAAUUUAACGAAUAAUUUGCUUCAAGGGCCUACACCGAAGUUCCCAAGUUCUGUAUCAGUCGAUAUUUCUGGUGUGAACAGCUUCUGCUUGCCCACUCCAGGAGCUGCUUGUGAUUCCCGUGUGAAUGUUUUGCUCUCAAUUGCAAAAGACAUGGAUAACCCAAUGAAGUUCGCUAAAAAUUGGACGGGGAACGAUCCAUGCGCAUCAUGGAUGGGGAUUACAUGCAGCAUUAAUGGUAACAUCUCUGUCUUGAAUUUUCAGAAAAUGGGGCUUACCGGCACAAUCUCUCCCGACUUCUCUAAGUUUCAAUCGUUGCAAAAAUUGAUUCUUGCCGACAAUAAGCUCACUGGUACCAUUCCGGAGGAGCUGACAACUCUGCCUAGUCUUACUGAACUAGAUGUAUCAAACAAUCAGCUCUCUGGGCUACUCCCAAAUUUUAAAAGCAGUGUUGUUAUAAACACAAAUGGCAACCCAGACUUCGUGAAGAAUGUCCCAUCUCCAACCCCAGGAUCAUUUGGCCCUGUUGGAGUUGUAGUGGGUUCAGUAAUCGGUACGGGUGUCUUUCUGGUUUUCUUAGCUGGAUUAUUAGGCUUCUAUUUUUACAGAAGAAAGCAAAUUUGGUUUGGUGUAGUCCAGGGCUCCAAUGCAAUGGUGGUCCAUCCUCGCCGUGUAUGCUCUGACCCUGAGAUAGUGAAGACGUUGAGUGAAAACUUUAGUUGGACAAGCAAUGGGCCGAGUGACAUUCAUAUGGUCAACACAGGAAGCAUGGUGAAGAUUUCCAUUCAAGUCCUAAGAAAUGCGACUAACAAUUUUAGUGAAGAUAACAUUUUGGGAAGAGGAGGUUUCGGGAUAGUGUACAAAGGAGAACUGGAUGAAGGUACCAAGAUCGCUGUGAAAAGGAUGAAUUCUGGUGUAAUGACUAAGAGAGGAUUGACUGAAUUCAAGUCUGAGAUUGAUGUUCUUACCAAUGUCCGACACCGACAUCUUGUUGCUCUUCUUGGAUAUUGUUUGGAUGGAAAUGAGAGGCUGCUUGUGUAUGAGUAUAUGCCUCAGGGGACUCUGAGCCGGCACCUUUUCAAAUGGAAAGAAGAAGGGCUGAUGCCACUAGGGUGGACAAAAAGACUCAGCAUUGCCUUGGAUGUGGCUAGGGGUGUUGAGUAUCUGCAUGGUUUUGCUCAUCAAAGCUUCAUUCACAGGGACCUAAAGUUUGCAAACAUUCUUCUAGGAGAUGAUAUGAGAGCUAAAGUAGCAGAUUUUGGUCUUGUUCGUCUUGUUCCUGAAGGGAAAGCCUCUAUUGAGACAAGACUCGCAGGAACCUUUGGGUAUCUUGCUCCAGAGUACGGAACGAUUGGACGAGUAACUACCAAGGUCGAUGUCUACAGUUUUGGUGUGAUAUUGAUGGAGCUUAUCACAGGGAGGAAGGCUCUUGAUGAAACACAAUCUGAAGAUAGCAUACACCUAGUAACAUGGUUCAUGAGAAUGUACAUCAACGAGGAUACCUUCUACAAGGCCAUAGACCCAACAAUUGACCUCAAUGAUCAGGAGACCCUUGCCAGCUUCAACACGGUUGUUGAGUUGGCCGGACACUGUUGUGCUGAUGAGUUACAUCAAAGACCUGACAUGGGGCAUGUUGUCAAUGUACUAUCAUCUAUAGCAGAGCCAUGGAAGCCAUCAAACCCAGACUCAGAGGAGAUCUAUGGAAACGUUAUGCAGUAUCAAGGCACUAGCAAAAAUGCAAGAUGAAUGGCUUGCGGUUUCAGGAGUUUCAGAAUUCCUAGUUUCUUAAGGAAUCCUUGUACCAGUGGAAAUUCUAUUUCUAGAACAGCGUGGAAUUCUAUUUAAGGAGAGUUUUGCUUUCAGUUUGUUUCCACUUUCAGCUAUGUUUACUUGUCCUAGUUCAAGCUGUGUAUCAGGUAUCUAUAAAUCUAAUCCUAUUUCUACCAA